AUGAUAGUGGCGACAGAAACGUGGUUAGACAGCUCCGUUGUUGACGGUGAACUAUUCUCCAACAGCUACAACAUAUACAGAAGAGACCGUCAAUCUACCUCGCUAUCACAUAAAUCAGGUGGAGGAGUCCUGUUUGCCGUUUCCGAUAGAUUUGAGUCACGCCGAAUAGAACACUACGAGAGUAUGCACGAAGACCUCUGGAUUAAUAUAAAGUUUGAAAAUGGCGGUGUGUCAAAAAACCUGUUGGUUUGCGUGCUCUACCUGCCACCACCCGUAGAUGUUAAUACCCUAAACGCAGUCUUGGACAACAUAAGCUCAGUUAUGCGGUCUUACCAGGGCGAUCUUUUGAUUCUGGGUGACUUUAACCUGGGUUUCAUUAAUUGGACUAGUGACGUUAAUAAUCCUGCGUAUACGUCACCCACGAACUAUAGUAGUAACCUGGGCUUCUUACUAGUCGACUUUCUCUCGCUGAAUAAUCUAGUUAAUUACAACAGCAUAAAAAAUCACAAUGGACGCGUCUUGGACUUGGUACUUGCAAACUUUGAAAAUAUUAAAGUAUCUAAUUCUCUCGACCUGCUUAGUAAGUUGGAUCCGCACCAUCCAGUAUUAGACAUCGUAAUCACGAAGAAUCAGAAUAAGGUCUUAACUAGUAAACCAUUCGCUACGCAUUGCUUUAAAAAAGCGAAUUAUAGCGCUGUAAAUUCGGCACUGAGAAAUGUUGAUUGGGACUAUGAACUCAAAAACUGCCCUAAUGUUAAUAUCAUGGUCCAGAAAUUCUAUUGUAUUUUUAAUAGGACUAUCGACUCCACUAUCCCUAAAUUUAAAUAUAAAAACUGGAGGCACCCCGUUUGGUUCACGUCAAAUUUACAAAAGCUAAUCUCUGAAAAAGAAAAAAUUAGACGAAGAGUCAGGAUUUACAGUAAUCCCAGAGAUAAACUUGAACUUUCCCUUGCUAAAAACAGGGUCGAAUCAUUAAUGAAAAACUGCUACUCUGACUAUAUUAAGGUAACUGAACAGGCUAUUUCACGCGAACCCAGAAAGUUUUGGUCCUACAUAAAACAGCGUAAGGAUAUAUCUACACAAAUCCCAUCCGAAAUGUCCCUUGACAAUAAAACAACUAGUUCGGGUAGCGAAAUAAGCAAUCUUUUUGCAGAACAUUUCUCUUCCCUAUUCUCUGAUGCUCAAACCAGCAAUCAGAUAAACAAUGUUAACUUUACAGAAUUUUUCACUCAGAAAUCUCUCUCUAGGAUCGAGAAUAUAACGGAACGAGAUAUUGAUAAAGUGCUCAAGUCACUGGAUCCAAGCAAAGGUGCAGGACCGGAUGGUAUACCCCCAAUUUUCAUCAAAAAAUGUCAUAAAUAUCUAACCCUACCUCUUAAAAUAAUCUUAGAUAAAUCUUUAGAAUCUUCAACUUUUCCUGAUGCAUGGAAGGCUGCAAAUAUCUUGCCUAUCUUUAAGAAAGGAGCAAAGCACAACGCAGCAAGUCGACUCUAUCUAACCGAUUUUAGUAGUGCCUUCGAUAAAGUAGACCACUCCAUUUUAAUCUUAAAGCUAAGGGCAUACGGGAUCCACGAUCCAUUGCUCUCGUGGUUUAGAUCAUAUCUUGUAAAUAGAACUCUUAGCGUAACUGUAAAAGGCUACACUUCCGAUCCCUUCAUCGCUACUUCAGGAGUACCUCAAGGCUCACACUUGGGGCCAAUCUUAUUCUUGCUCUUCAUUAAUGACAUUACCCAAAGCAUAAAGUAUAGUGAGUGCUCCAUUUUCGCUGACAACCUGAAAAUCUACUGGGUUAUAAAGAACGCUGAAGAUAGUUGCUUACUCCAGAAGGACCUAAACUCUAUCCAAGACUGGUGCACCAAAAACAAAAUGAUAUUAAAUGCCUCAAAAUGUGCACAUAUAAAAUUCACCCGCAAGAAGAACAUAGUACACUCAAAGUACUUCAUACAAAAACAGCAGCUCGAAGAGGUCUCUGUCAUUAGAGAUUUCGGCAUUAUCCUCGAUAGUCGGCUCACAUUUAAAGAUCACAUUGAUUAUAUUGCCAGCAAGGCCUGGAAAUUGCUGGGUUUUAUCAGGCGUAACACCGCCGAUUUUAAAAGAACCGACUGCAUCACCAGGAACCCGCACUACAGAGCGCAUGUCAACAGGCUAGAGCGGGUGCAGCGCUCUUUUACGAGGUAUCUGGCCUUCAAAGACAAUACAAGUCCCUACAGAGCCAACUACGCUGCUCGCCUAAAACAUUUUAAAUUACAUCCCCUGGAAAAGCGAAGACAAGUAACUGAUCUCAUUACCCUGUUUAAAAUUGUUCGAAAUAACUUGGAUUCCCCCGACUUGCUCUACCAGAUAUGCAUCAGUGUUCCACGCCGAAAUUUCGAUAUUAAAAAUGCAUUUUGCUCCAGUCGCCCAGUUACGGAUAAACGAAACGAUAUUUUUGAAACAGUGAAGCUAGAUCGACAUUUGAGUAGUUACGAUAUAGACGAAGAUUUGAGAAUUGAUCAUAAAGCAGUUUUGACCCAUUUGAAAAAGGCUAGCCUAAUGGACCAUGUACUCAUUUGCGAUUCUCUCCUAAGACGUAAUGAUAUCAAACCAUUUUUGAAGGGAUUGAUCACUGGUGACCUAAAGUGGAUUGCCUUCGAUAAGAAUGUACGAAAGUAUUCAAAGGUCGGUCAAGCUGCACAGACCGUCGCGUCGCGAAACCCUGAUCGACAGCUAAUGAAAAUUCAGCAAAGAAUUGAGAAUAAGCGACGAAUUGAUCAACAGGAAAGGGGUGAUCUUGCAUCAAGACAACACCCGACCACUUGGACCUUGACCUCGGCAUUAUGUUCAAAACUAGAAGCUUUUGAAAUGUGGAUAUACAGACGUAUGCUCCGAAUAUCCUGGACCAUGAAAAUAACAAAUGUUGAGGUUCUGCGCCGAAUGAAUAAAAGGUUGGAGAUAAUGAGGAUUGUGAAGGAAAGGAAGCUGCAGUAUUUUGGUCACAUAAUGAGAGGACACAGAUAUCGGAUUCUUCAGCUUGUGAUUGAAGGAAAAAUCGAGGGAAAACGCCGACCAGGCAGAAGGAAAAUAUCCUGGCUGAAGAACCUCCGUGAAUGGUUUAAUCUAAGUACUCGCUCUCUCUUCCGUGCUGCAGCUUCGAAGAUUAAGAUAGCCAUGAUGGUCGCCAACCUUCGUAGAGAAGAGGCACCGUAA
Messenger RNA from Melitaea cinxia (Glanville fritillary), 3186 nucleotides. RefSeq lists its product as uncharacterized. The transcript has 5 exons. Gene Ontology annotation, molecular function: catalytic activity. Lineage: Eukaryota; Metazoa; Arthropoda; Insecta; Lepidoptera; Nymphalidae. The coding region runs from base 1 to 3186 and encodes 1061 amino acids. The record is from RefSeq and is a predicted model, not a curated record.